GUUUCACUGACGUGUCGCCGGCGGACCGCGGUGAUGGCGAGAUGGACGGUAUAUAAGCCACCGGUGGUGGUGGUGGCGGGGCAGGGGUCCACCGCCAGGCUCGGAUUGAGGCACACGGGCUCGGAUUCGAGAUGCCGAACUGGGGAGGCGGCGCCAAGUGCGCGGCCUGCGAGAAGACGGUGUACCACGCGGAGGAGAUCCAGUGCAACGGGAGGAGCUUCCACAAGACCUGUUUCAGCUGCAUGACCUGCAAAAAGGCUCUGGACAGCACCACGGUCGCAGCACACGAGUCUGAGAUUUACUGCAAGUCCUGCUAUGGCAAGAAGUACGGGCCGAAAGGCUACGGAUACGGGCAAGGAGCUGGAGCUCUGAGCUCGGAUCCCCCCGGGCAGAACGUAGGCCUGCAGCCUCACGGCUCUAAACCGAGGCCUUCCUCAACCAACUCCAAUCCCAGCAAACCCUCGCAGAAGUUCGGAGGCUCGGACCGCUGCCCUCGCUGCUCCAAAUCCGUCUACGCAGCGGAGAAGGUGAUGGGGGCGGGAAAGCCCUGGCAUAAAACCUGUUUCCGCUGUGCACUGUGUGGUAAAAGCCUGGAGUCGACCACAGUGACAGACAAGGAUGGAGAGCUGUACUGUAAAGUCUGCUAUGCCAAAAACUUCGGCCCAAAGGGAUUCGGUCUGGGGAACGCUGCCAUGUUGGAGGAACGGCCGUGAACGUUUUUGUGGAAACUCACAUUCACCGUUACUCUGCAGCUGUUUUCACUCAGACUCACCUCUUACUUUUACACUGGAUGAUGCUUUGUGAUGUGUGGAUGCCGCACUGGGUAUCAAAUCCAGAAUCUGUGUAACUGUGAACUACUAUCUUACUUUUACAACAGAAACAAUUGGGUAAAUGUUGCAUGAUACAUAUUGUGGUUGAUUCUGAAUCCAAAAUAAAAAAAUGUUUUGAUACUUUAAAA
Messenger RNA from Xiphias gladius (swordfish), 958 nucleotides. RefSeq names its product cysteine and glycine-rich protein 3 (cardiac LIM protein) (gene csrp3). The transcript is spliced from 6 exons. Bases 132 to 713 code for a protein of 193 amino acids. Gene Ontology annotation, molecular function: structural constituent of muscle; actinin binding. Gene Ontology annotation, biological process: muscle tissue development; cardiac muscle contraction; sarcomere organization. Gene Ontology annotation, cellular component: nucleus; Z disc; cytoplasm. The record is from RefSeq and is a predicted model, not a curated record. NCBI's taxonomy places the organism in Eukaryota, Metazoa, Chordata, Actinopteri, Istiophoriformes, Xiphiidae.